Boleophthalmus pectinirostris (great blue-spotted mudskipper) is the source of this 4567-nucleotide messenger RNA. RefSeq names its product endoglin (gene eng). The record is from RefSeq and is a predicted model, not a curated record. The transcript is spliced from 14 exons. Bases 210 to 1880 code for a protein of 556 amino acids. NCBI's taxonomy places the organism in Eukaryota, Metazoa, Chordata, Actinopteri, Gobiiformes, Gobiidae.
AAAAACUUUCGGAAAAGUUCUGAAAGGGCUACACGAUUGAAGGUAGCCACAUUCUUGCUCUGGAUUACAAGUCUCCCCGACUCAACUCAGCCACUUAAUUCAGAAAUAGUUAUUUCUACUCUGUUGUCUGACAAAGGACACUUCAAUCACUCCCUGAGUAUCUUCACUCACCAACUUCAGCCAGCACUGACAACGUACUUUCUGCAAAGAUGGAUUUCCACAUAGCAGUGAUGGCCCUCUUGUUAUGUGUCAUUGGAAGGUCUACAGGCUCCAGUCAGACAUGUGUCCCAACGGAUAAUGUUAAUCCAUGGAUCUUUGUGAAGGAGAUGCAGAUUGGAUGCUGGACAAGCUUCAUCAGCAAGGACAGCAGAGAAGUUCAUAUUAUCAACUUAAUCUUCACUCAGUCGGAUGCCAAGAUGUUCAAUGUGAAUCUAACCAGUUCAAGACCUAUGAAUCUUAUCGUGACAUCAGCAGACACCGCAUAUGGUGCAUAUAGCCCCAACAAAGAUGUCAACAUUUAUGUAAGCACAAACUCAUCAGUUCAUUUUUACGGACAUCGUAACAACAUUUACAAGGAAGCCAUGCCCUCUGAUGAGGAAGAGCUGAUCAAGUGGGCCACACAGAGAUUUGGAGGCGUUACAUCAUUCACAACAAUUAAGAACCUGAAAGAAGUUCAUCUAGCGGGAACAGGAACCAAGGCUGGCUCUGGGGAAUGCAUUCUUGGAAAUGAAGACGCAUCUGAGAAAUACUUUAUGACAAUUGACAGUGAAACUGUACCGUUUAAAUCCUGCUUCCCAAUGCCUCCGAACAGCAAUGAAGAGCUUCAUAUCAUUAAUAUUCCCGAAAGCGCCAUUAUUCGAAAUGUGUCACUUCACAUGGACAUAGAGAAGACCAGCUUAUUCUUGAGAGGUCCCCAGGGAACAACUUGGACAAUUGUGAACUUGCAACACACCAAAUUUUCUUCCAAUAAUGAUAUUAUUCUUCAAAACAUGGCACGGCACCAAAUUCCUCCUUUGGUUUCCCUGAACAGUGACGUUGCAGAAAUAGUUCAAAGAAAGGCUCUAGAGCAUUUUAAAACUACAAGUUUCACCAGCUACACUGAAAUCAUAUCGGAGGGCUCUAUGAUUGCACUGAGGUUACAAAAGAGAGCUAUCAAUACAGUUUCAGAAACAGUGCUGAAAACUGCUCCCACUGUUACAACCAAUGAACCUCAUCUGAUGCCUCUGACUAUGCAGUUGUACAACUCACCUGAUUUCCGCUCUCCUUUGGAUCCUAAUGCCAAAGUACAGAGCAAUAGGAGAAUCUACGCAGAGAUUACAGGGCGCACCUUGGGGGACAUUGUCCUGACCAUAAAGGUGAUGCAGUGCUUUCUGCGCUCCAAAGGCUCAUGUCCUGUUGUGAAGGAGCUGCCUUUCAUGACCGAAACUUGCUCCAGUAGCUCUUGUGCUAACAGCACCAGGCUCAGCUUCUCUUUGGAUCAGCUUCAAGAACUCACAUCUACCACUUGGGACCUGGAGUGCUCUGUCAAAAUUUGUUAUAGUGAGAAAUGUGGCGAUGGGGGGCGAGUAAAGCGCUACCUGGAGGUUACCCAGCCAUGUCUACAACCACAAAAUACUGAAUGCUUUGACUUUGGCCUUCCUGGUGUUCUGGGCAUUGCAUUUGGGGGUUUUUUGAUUGGAGUGCUACUUAUUGGAGCCCUCUGGUUUAUCAAAAUCAAAACAGGAUACCCAACUGGAUUAGACAUGAGUUCAACAGUUGGAUGUCCUUGUUCCAGUACAAAACGACAACCUGUUUCCACUAACCCUUCCCCAUCAGAGAACAGCAGUGCUAAUGCAAGUAUUGGAAGUACCCAAAGCACCCCCACCAGCAGCAUGGCAUGAGACAGCAGGUCCACAGCCGCUGGCACAUCUCUCUUUUAGCCAGGGUUGCUGCUUUGAGUUGUCUACAAUCAGGCUUUCAAAAGCUGUCUCCAUUUGGCCCUCAUUUAAAUAGUAGAUGUAAAACAGGACCUGUGUCUUCGAUACAAAUACAAAGAUUUGGAGUUUGUGGAGGUCGGGGGUCUGAGUGAUGGAUAACACAAGUCUAAUCAAUGGCUUCUGGCGCUCACCUCCACAGUCCCUCUGUAAACCCGCCAUCAAAGCAGGAAGUUAAAGAGGGCAAGAGAAAAAAAAAUAAAUAAAUUGGCUCCCAGCAACAGGAAAAACAAACCAUAUCCCCCAAGAGCUAACAGGAAAUUCACCACAUUCUUUCAAUGAAUUGUGCUUGUGCCUGUGUGAUGGAAGCACGAUAGAUAGGAGACGAACCUGUCAUGUGAACAUGUUUCACAUUCAUACUACUCAAAUAUGAAGUGGCCGAAGAAGAGCUUAUUAGUUAGGACCUCAAAGGCACAGUAAAAUUACAGUUAUUAAGAGUAAUUUGUAACUUGAGGUCACUGACGAUCAGCUACCUCUUAUAAUCUAAGUCUGGAGCCAAGGUUUAAUUUAGCCUUAGCUAUUUGACUGUUGAACACCUUGUUUAUUCUAUUUCAUUUUAUCACUUACCUUGUGACUUUUGUAGAAAGAGUUAUGGUGCCAUUUUUGUGUUACAACUAAGUUGUAAAUUGGGCCAUGUCAAAGGGUAUUUUUUGUAUAUUUUACUGGGACUUCUUAAAAUGUGUAGAUAACCAGAUCACCCAUCCAACCUGUGCUAAAUCUUAUACACAUUUGAGAUAUGACCCCUUGAAGGCUUGAAGGCUUGAAGGCUGUCAAUUAUUAGUUUCAAAAAGACCUGUGAGCCCUGAAGAAAGCGAUUCUUUUUAUAUUAAGCACUAUGUGCAGAGUUAUAUGGCCAUAUGGUGAGAGAGGAGUAAUGUCCCUAUAAUGAUCAGCAACUAUCCAAACACUGAACUGUAGCAAUUAAAGCUAUAGCCACAAGGAGAACUUUGCCCAGAAUAGUAUUUCUGGAGGUGGAUUUCCUGUAUCUUUCCUCGACAUCAGUUAUCAACUUUUCCUAAUCAGUAGGGCUUCACUGCCAUUAAAAAAAUGUAUGCAUCUGGCUCAGCACUCAUUCAUUUCGUAGUGUUAAUUUGAUACAAACUGAAAAAGCCCUGUGCAAUACAGUAUGUACAUAUUUUCACUUACAAAAUGUGAAAAUACUGAACCUUUCAAAGUUUAUUCAUUUAAUUUUGGUAAAUGUUGUAUAGGUACAAAUACUGAAUGGGGCCAUAUGAAAUAUAAGAAGAAAGUGAACUAAUAACAUAUAUAAUAAGUAUAAUUUCACAUGAAAAAUCAUAAAUACUGUCAUGUUAUCAGUGCUGUAAGUACUUUUAACUGAACAUUUGUAGCUCUGAGUCCUGAUCUUACCUUGUGUUUUGUGAGACAAGACACAUUUCUACCUUGUACAUGUGAUAGGCUGCAUCAGCCCAUCAAACGGUUGAUCCGUAACUCUCUGUUUGCAUGUAUAAAAUGUAAAUGUCUUUAAGAUGAAUUAUAAUUUUAAAAUCUGUAUUUAAUCACAUGAGCAUUUGACAGAUCACUAUUCUGUAUCUACACUGAUUUUGAUGAAGGAUGUAUUUCCGUGUUUUCCACUGCAUUAGCUCUUUUUUUCUGACUAUAGCAAUAAAAAUGAGAAAUAGCCAUUGCCUCAUAAUGAGAUUAAUAGAUGUAGAACUGUGCUGAUCAGGAACAGAGGAUGAGUACCAUAUGUCUUAAUGUAUGUGUGCAAUAUGAUGAGGUAAACUCUUUGUUGUGCUAAUACAAGAAUAUUAUUAUAAUUGGUUAUCUAUUGGAUUCUGUUACAGAUAUCUAUGUGGGACAAUCAUUACUGGGGCACUUAUCUAAUACACACUUUGAGUCAUUUCUGUGGUGAUUAGAUUUCCUUCAUUGGGUUUACCUCAGUAUGGCCUUACCUCUGAUUCUCCUUGUGUCCCAACACAGAGCAUGUCCAUGCUCAUAUUGACAUCCUGACAUUGUACUGCAUUCAUUGUCCGAUCUUUAUGGGCAGGAUGCGCAUGGACAUUCUAAAAGAUAAAACAUUUAACAAAGAAGCAUCCCGGUUGGAAACUCCCCUAGAAUAACCUUGGCUUACAGUAUUUACUACUUUUGAGCAAUGUGAGUGCAGUAUUGCCAAUACAAGUGUACAGAUCCUGCCUCACAUACGCUGCAGUUCUGGUGACUGGUGCUCCUGACAGACGCAUCAGACAAGCUGUCAGUUAAUUCACUUGUUAACCCUGAGGAUCUGUUCGUUACCUCUGACAUCCCUACUGUCUUAGUUAGCACAAUAGCUGUGUGUCAUUUUCUACACUGCCUGCACGUGUGUGGUCUGUGUGGGUGUGCGUGUGUGUGCAUGUAAUGAGCAUUUGGCUCAUUUUGUCUCUUAACGGUGUCCAAAAAUGUGGAAUCAUGGAGGAGAACUUUACUGAAUGUGUACCUGCUUUGAUUGCCUCAAUAGUUAUUUCUGUGCUACAGCGGGCACAGUACACAGUAUGUAAAAUUGAUACUUUUAUGAGAGAGUUUUUCAAAUGUUGUCAUAUACACAGUAAUAUUUUGUGUCUACCAUUGAUUAAAAUUAAUAAAGUGAACUUGAUCAA